Molecule: messenger RNA, 3653 nt
Organism: Seminavis robusta
Lineage: Eukaryota; Bacillariophyta; Bacillariophyceae; Naviculales; Naviculaceae
Source: the annotation of a GenBank genome assembly
UUAUAUCUACUGAUAGUCUUCUGUAUCAGCUACUGGCCCGUGUAGCUCGUAAUACAUAUUGUGGUGGAAAUCAUGCGUGACUGUCGUUGCUUGCCCGAUGUUCCUCAUCAAGGAAACGGCACCUCCUUGUCGCAACAAUCCAAGAACACCCCAUCACGGGUUGGACAACACAUGUCGGCAAGUGGUAUAGCUGAACACUUACUGUGGGAACUACAUUUGGCUCCUGCGUUUCGUUCCAUCGCUUCGUCAUAGUUGCAGCAGUCCAAUUCGACGCCAUCACCUGAGGGACAGCAAUCUCCCUCCAGCCCCAAACUGUCACAUGCCGCAUGCAACUUGCAGGAUGGAAGACAGCAAUCCAAGUAUUCGUUGUCUUCGGUGGGGCAGCAGCUGCCGGUGAGACCCAAAUCACUGCAGACAGGAUGGACAGAGCAGGCAGGCCCUGCAGGAGCCAUUUGUCGGUCGACAACAUCAUUCACAAAGUCGCCCCCACCGGUCCCCGCAUCAGAUGUGCCGCUACCUCCCGAUGUGCCUGUUGCGGUCGCGACAGCCGGGGAUACGACGUUCUUUUCCGGUGGCUCCACGAUGAAUGUAUACUCUGUCAAGCCUCGGAGAGUGUUUUGGGCAUUGGCUGCCCCAAUGCACAGGGCCAAGGCGGAAACCAACGUGUUGAUCUUCAUUAUUUUGCUGUGGAUGGGUGGAUGGAUGGCCUGACCAGAAAGACUUGGUAAGAACGAUGAACCAGACAAUCGCAAUAGACGCGAUAGAUUAAUUGUGAGGUUGGUGAGGCAAAACAUGCAUUCUUUUCCAUCACCUGCCUGAUCGGCUCUUGUCUAUCAUCUCGCUGGUACAAGUUGUUCCCGUGGCCAUUUCGUCGAGAGAUCGUUCUGUGGGUCCCUUCGAAAAUCCAAAAAUUAUAUCCCUCCCCCUAAUAAUGUGAGACCACACUAUUCGUUCGACCUGCAUCCUCUUUGCACCGCUCACCAGGAGCGUAUCUUAAGCAACGGAUGGUACUUAGAGAGGGCGUGCGUUUUGGCUAUUAGACGCCCCUCUUGGGUUUCCAAGUAAUCAAAUGCACAUGAUCUUUUUUGAUGAUGAUGCUGUGCAUCCAACCUCGAAGAAGCAGAUGAUGGGUAUGAUACAGUAAGCCAAGGCGAGGGCAAGGACUGAAGAUAGGAAGCUUUACCAAAAGGAAGACACUUCUUGUAGCACCAAUCAAGAUGGCCGAGACUUCUUCCGACGAGGAAAGCUACACGGUCCAAACACAAACGGAAGACGACAACAAUGUGUGGAAGGCUAGAAAUUCGAACAAUCAUAUAAUAGAUCUUGGGUUUUUAUCUCGAACAACAGAGGAAUCCGGUACGGGCACAGGCACUACCGGUACUGGAGACUGGCGAAUGCCUGGAAAGGACGAAGAAAUGGGUCCGUCGGAUACCGUUACCCCUCCCACAGAGCAAUACGAAGAUAUUAGCUCAUCCGAGGAUUAUACUACGCCACCGCUAGUUGAGCAUGAAAAUGAAGAUGUGGGUGUGGAAGUGGAGCAGUCAUUUCCAAAUGAGACUGAUCUCUCGCCAGCCAAAUUGGGACGCUCUUCCACGCGCAUUUUCAAUGUGGAAGAUCCCGACGCGGAUUUGCAGCGACAGGAUACCAAUGCCGACGAUGCUACCUAUGGUGAGAGAUCCGUGGUGGAAGACAUGCGCAUCACCAAAGUUGUAGACGAGCAAAACCAAGGAAAAUCUGGCGGUUGUUGUGGCUGUGGAAGUCGCAUAGCAAUCAUGAUUUGCCUACUUGCGAUCCUUGUCAUUGCUUUGUGCGUUGUCCUUGUGUUGACACUGACAGAUAUUUUGGGAACAGAAUCAAGCACAACCACCACCACCACCAAUGAUCGCGUAACCUCGACGGAACCACCCACAACAGUGGCGCCCACACCAACGCCCGUACUGGAACUACCCGAAGACACCUUGCAAGCAAUCCUAAAUGAUCCCACGGGUCCUCAGAAAAGGGCAAUGGACUGGUCACUGGUUGACAAGGAAGAGAACCCAGGUGCCUUCUCUAGCGAACGAUUGUUGCAGAGGUAUGUAUUGGCAACCUUUUACUACGCCACGCAGGGAGACGAUUGGUCGGAAAACAACGGUUGGUUGACUGGUGAACACGAGUGUAAAUGGUUUUCCAGCACACAACGUGAAGACUACGAAGGCAGUGACAGGCCUUGUGAUCCCAACAGUGACAUCAUUACCAACCUCGUUUUGAGCAACAACAACUUGACUGCCGAAGGAGGCCUUCCGACUGAGCUCUUCCUGUUGACUGAGCUCAGACUGCUGGAUCUUCAACACAACGGGAUUGCCGGAGCUCUUUCACCCGACAUUGCCAACUUGGGAUCACUGGAGCGUUUGAGACUUGCCAGGAAUCAAAUGACGGGCCGGUUGCCCAACCAACUCUGGUCCAUGCCAAGUCUUCAAAUUCUCAGUAUCUAUUCCAACAGCUUCUCGGGGAAACUACCCCCGGGCAUUGGCAGUGCCACCAACCUGGGCCAAAUCUGGAUCAGUUCCAAUGGCUUUGGUGGGCCCCUUCCGUCCGAACUGGGGCUACUUUCUGAGUUGCAAGUUCUCUGGAUGGACCAGAACUCGUUCACAGGAAGCUUGCCGACCGAACUAAUGGCUUUGCCACAACUCAAAGAUAUCCUGCUUCAUGAGAACAGCAUUACUGGACCUCUUCCCACCGAGAUUUCUGGACUUGGCAACACUCUGGUGAAUCUGGAUUUGCGAUCCAAUCUUUUGGAGGGCCCGUUGCCAACCGAGCUUGGGACCUUGACCAACUUGAAUACGCUGGUGCUGCAUCAAAACAAGAUACUAGGAACCCUUCCAAGUGAAAUUGGCGGCAUAACAAGCUUGGAAAACUUGUAUGUUAGUUCCAACAGCCUUUCUUCAACUAUCCCAUCCAACAUUGGGAACUGUGGAAAUCUGCGGGUACUUUGGUUGAAUAUGAAUCAGCAAAUGACUGGAACGAUUCCAAGUGAAAUUGGAAGACUUGGUCGGUUGGAAGACCUGUACUUGUCUCGGAACGCUCUUCACGGCAGAAUCCCAUCGGAAGUGGGCAACAUGAGCAAUCUGAAAUUCUUGGCAUUGCAACACAACGUGGGCCUGGUAGGCAAUUUGCCUACCCAGAUGGCCUCCUUGACAACUCUUUCCAAAGUCACCCUGAGCCGAACUAGUUUGUCAGGUACCAUUCCACAGGAUGUUUGCUCGGCUCAUGAAGAGGCACUUGUCUUUGACUGCUCGAACUUGUUCUGUGGCUGCGGAGACUGUGACUGCCCCGCGAAGUGAGUCAAGUCAAACGGUCAGAUUAGCAAAACCACUCUGAACCAUUUAUUUACAUGUUGGCUACCAAUCGCAGAGUAUCAAAGUGCUGCGAUGCCCCUCCACACUAUGUGGUUCGCUGUCUUGAGAAAGCAGUGACUGUGAUGGAACGAUGGCUUUAGACGUACAUGUAGGCGACUUCAUAAUAUAUAUAGUAUAGCAUUCACGUAGAUCAGUGCUACUGUUGGAGGAAGUUGAUCAGAAGACGCAUCAGUGGUGAAAGCCGCCGUCAAACUACUGGUAGCACAUGGUGUACGCAGCAAGGCUCCUACAGCUUGGAACAAUACACAAAGUCUAGAU